This is a messenger RNA of Dioscorea cayenensis subsp. rotundata (Guinea yam), 2574 nucleotides long. RefSeq lists its product as uncharacterized. The annotation marks the transcript as partial. Gene Ontology annotation, biological process: DNA integration. The record is from RefSeq and is a predicted model, not a curated record. Lineage: Eukaryota; Viridiplantae; Streptophyta; Magnoliopsida; Dioscoreales; Dioscoreaceae. Gene Ontology annotation, molecular function: nucleic acid binding. The transcript has 5 exons.
AUGGAUUUGAAUAACUACCAUUGGAAUGCAAGAGAGAAGAAGAAAGUGGCUGGUCUCCAUGAGAUUGAUAUAGUUACAUCAUUAGCUGCCCAAAUGGAGUCAUUGAGCAAGAAGUUAGACACUCUAACUUCUCUUAUAUUGGCAGCCGCGAUGAAUUGUAAUGAAUGUGGAGGACGCCAUGUUCCAUCCGACUGCCCGAUAGUUAUUGGUGAUAACCAUUUUGGUACUCGGCUACUAUCUGGGGAUUCGAGCAUAUCUUAUGAUGGUGACAGCUGGCACACAGUGUUUGAGACCUUUAUGAAAAGUGGAACACCAUCAGUGAGUGAAGGAAGCAUAUCACCAAUUGAACAGUUUGUUUUAACUACCGAGGAUUACAUGAAUCCCACCUUGGAGAACCGUGCUGAUAUGGGCCAAGUAUUAGCAAGCAUACAUGAGGCCAACGGGGAGGAACAGUGUGGGCAGCAUGAAGGUCUAGGAAAUGAUGUUGAAUGUUUUGAGCUUCGUGUUCAUUGUGCAGGAAACAGUUCUGAUGUGAGUGCAGGGUCUGCAGAAGAAGCAGGGUCCGAACAGGGUGAUGGGCUUUGGAACAAGUGUUUGAUGCCGUCAACUGAGGAAGCACCAGAUUUGGAGUUAAAAACACUACCUGAACACCUUGAGUAUGCCUUUUUGGGGGAAGAUACACAGCUUCCAAAUGAGUUAAUCCCCACGAGGACAGUGACUGGUUGGGGAGUCUGCAUUGAUUAUAGAAGACUAAAUCAUGUCACUCGGAAAGAUCACUUCCCUUUGCCCUUCAUUGACCAAAUGUUGGAGAGAUUAGCAAGACAUCAUUUCUAUUGUUUCCUUGAUGGCAUGUCUGGAUACUUUCAAAUUCCGAUAGCCCCAGAAGAUCAGGAGAAAACCACAUUUACUUGCCCUUAUGGUACCUUUGCUUAUAGAAGAAUGCCUUUCGGGUUGUGUAAUGCCCCUGCAACAUUUCAGCGUUGCAUGACGGCCAUUUUUGAUGAUUUUCUCGAAGAUAUUAUGGAAGUUUUCAUGGAUGACUUUUCAGUGUUCAGGGACUCUUUUGAUGCUUGCUUAAACAAUUUGGAAAGAGUAUUAGUGAAAUGUGAAGAGAUGAAUCUCGUCCUUAACUGGGAGAAGUAUCACUUUAUGGUGCAAGAAGGCAUUGUUCUGGGUUUUUACAGAAGGUUUAUUAAGAACUUUUCAAAAAUCUCACAACCGUUGACCAAACUUCUGGAAAAGGAUACCCCUUUUGACUUCGGGAAUGACUGUUUGAAUGCAUUCAAUGUAUUGAAAGAGAAGUUAGUGCAAGCACCAAUCCUGACAACACCGAAGUGGGAUGAGCCAUUUGAAGUCAUGUGUGAUGCGAGUGAUUAUGCAGUGGGAGCUGUUUUCGGGCAGAGAAGAAAUAAGCAAUUUCAACCGAUUUAUUAUGCUAGCAAGACCCUCACAAGUGCACAAGAGAAUUACACCACUACUGAAAAGGAAUUAUUAGCAGUAGUGUAUGCUUGUGAUAAAUUCAGACCAUAUCUCAACCUAUCUAAUGUCACCGUGUUCACAGAUCAUUCUGCACUCCGUUAUCUCAUGAACAAGGCAGAUGCGAAGCCGAGAUUGAUUCGGUGGAUAUUGUUAUUGCAAGAAUUCGAUAUGGAAAUCAAAGAUAAAAAGGGGACAAAGAAUGUGGUUGCCGAUCAUUUAUCGAGAUUAGAAGGUUGCGAGGGGCAAGAACCGACAAGCAAGGAAGUUAAUGAUUUCUUCCCCGAAGAACACUUGUAUGCGGUACAGGAAUCAGAAUCGGAAGAUACCCCCUGGUUUGCGGAUUUUGCAAAUUAUCUGUCAGGAAAGGUAUUGAAGCGGGGCUCAAGCUUUCAACAGAAGAAGAAAGAUGUAUGGGGAAUUAAUUUCAUGGGACCAUUUCCAAAGUCCAAUGGCAAUCAAUACAUUUUGGUAGAAGUUGACUAUGUUUCCAAGUGGGUGGAAGCCCAGGCUCUUCCAACUAAUGAUUCAAGAACUGUGGUAAAUUUUCUUAAGAAGUUAUUCGCUCGAUUCGGAACUCCAAGAAUUAUCAUUAGCGAUCGGGGAACACACUUUUGUAACACACAAUUAGAGAAAGUGUUAAAGCGUUAUGGAGUUCAUCAUCACCUUGCGACACCUUACCAUCCACAAACGAGUGGGCAAGUGGAGGUUACAAAUAGAGAGCUCAAGAGAAUCUUGACCAAAAUAGUGGAUCAAGGUAAACGAGAUUGGUCUGAAAGGUUGGACGACACACUUGGGGCUCAUAGAACAACAUACAAAACACCAAUAGGGACCACUCCUUAUAAUUUGGUGUAUGGAAAAUCUUGCCAUUUACCGGUGGAGUUAGAGCACAAAGCAUAUUGGGCAAUUAAAUUGAUGAAUUUUGACUUGUGCAAAUCUGGAGAGCAAUGAAUAUUACAUCUCAAUGAGCUUGAUGAAUUGAGGAUGAAGGCAUAUGAGAAUGCAAGGAUAUAUAAGGAAAGAAUUCGGAAGUGGCAUGACAAGCAUAUUAAAAUCCCAAAAGACUUCAAAGUCGGCGAUCAGGUGCUACUAUUCAAU